Messenger RNA from Rhipicephalus sanguineus (brown dog tick), 2988 nucleotides. RefSeq names its product zinc finger protein 366. The coding region runs from base 353 to 2275 and encodes 640 amino acids. NCBI's taxonomy places the organism in Eukaryota, Metazoa, Arthropoda, Arachnida, Ixodida, Ixodidae. The transcript is spliced from 2 exons. The record is from RefSeq and is a predicted model, not a curated record.
GAUGGUCAGUUCCACCACUAUGGCGACAAGCAACUGUUCGGAACAGUCGAUGCAAAGGCGCAAGCUAAGCGUUCGAUUACGGGCCACGCGCUGGUACGCUGCCUUGAACAAGUUCCUACAUUCCUCUUCAGCAUAUUAAGAAGUGAAGUUACCAGCUCUAAACGGCACACCCCAUGAUCGAGACGCCAACAGUUCUACGGAAGAAGUCGCCGACGUUCUCGUAGGGCGCUGGCGGCCGCUUCACCCGGGAAGCUGCGCCGCAAGUGAGCGGGUAUCGACGGCUUCCUGCAGUUUGCUAACCGUGAUUCGUGGCUGAGGAUCGCCUCCGCCUGCUGGCAAAUGUGACUGCAUCAUGUUGUGCCCGUCGGAGCCGGCAGCGGAGAACGGCAUCUCCGUGUGCGUCGCGGCCCCUUCAGCUGCGCCCGCCGCUGUGGUGGUGCGAGAUUUCAACGGUGGUCCUGACGGUGUCGUGAAACCAGAAGACGCCGGGCCGAAUGGAACAGUGGCGAGUGGCAACGGGAGCGACUGCUGCACUCCCGUCGUCCCUACAAGCACUGCGACGAACUCGGCUUCUGUCGACGCUGACGGAAGCAGCGGCGGCGGCGACCCCAAGCUGAAAGCGCUUUGCGUCACACAACGCGGCGGCGAGCUCACGGCGGACUCGUACUCGAGUACGGACUCUGGAGGCACAGCGGUGAUAGCGCCGCGCUAUUGUAACGAUCCCUACUGCCAGCUGAAGGAAGAUGCGACGCCGGUGGUGGUUGCCGUCGUGCCUUCGCAGGGGGACGGCAGGUCGUGGAAGUGCGAGGUCUGCUGCAAGCUGUUCGCGCAGAAGCACCACCUGCAGACCCACUUGCUCUGCCACUCUGGCGUGAAGAGGUUCGAGUGCCAAGUGUGCCACAAAGCAUUCAAGCAGCAGGCACACCUGAACACGCACCUCCUCAUCCACGAAGGCCGGCGGCCGCAUCGGUGCCCGCACUGUGACCACAGCUUCCUGCAGGUGACCCACCUGAAGAGACACCUGGUGACUCACGGCGGCAGCUGCCUGCCGUGUGCUAUCUGUGGCCGGCGCUUUGCAUUUCCGAGUGACCUCUCCGCGCAUGUUGCCAAGCAUCAUCCCCCACCUUUGCUGCGUACAAGCACAGGUGCUCCCGCACCGCCAGCACACAGACUCCAGUGUGAGGUGUGCGAGCGGCUAUUCCAGUAUCCGAGUCAGCUGCGGGACCACAUGCUGGUGCACACACAGGUGCGCCGUUUUGCAUGCCCCGACUGCGGCAUGCGCUUCAUGAAGGAGCACCACCUCCGCAAUCAUCUUGUCACUCACAGCCCCGUGAAGCCGUUUCCAUGCCCCGUGUGCGGCAGGGCCUUCUCUCUUAAGGCCAACAUGGAGAGGCAUGUCCUCAUACACGAGGCCCAGCGUAGGUUCGGAUGCGAACGUUGUGGGAAGCGUUUCUCGCAACCCCAGACGCUCAAGAUGCACCUGGUGUCACAUGCUGACGUGAAGCCAUACUCGUGCAGCAUCUGCGGCAAGGGCCUGGCUCGAGCGCACAACCUGCGUGCACACAUGGCCAUCCAUCAGACAAGCAAGCCCCACCGCUGUCCCGACUGCAGCAGCACGUUUACACUUCGUGGGAACCUGGUGCGGCACCUCAAGGAGAAGCAUGGUCCAGCCAUCAUCCCUGCUGGAUCCGUGUCUGUAGUCAUUACUCCGCAAAGCCCCAACCGCAACGUGGCUAAACGCAGAAAAAACACACCAAAGCGGCUCAAGAAAUGUGGUGAAGGUUCCGGUGAUGAGGACGGGGACGAGGAGGAGGGAGAAGAAGAGGACGGUGAAACAGAGGGAGAACAAGCAGAAGCAGAUGGAGUGGAGGCAGACCGGGACCGGUUUCAGGACCUCUCGGGACACAAGUACCAGGGGUUGCCGGGUUCACCAGAAACUGCGCGCAGCGUCGAGGUGCUCCAGGCCACUGUCUACUACCCUGCCCCUAUUGUGACGCAAGAGGUGCCAUCAUCCGAACACAAGCCGUUCUCACUACAUGCGCUCCAGCCGGCUCCGGUGUUUGCAUCACCUGGCAGCUUCUACGGGGAUCUCCCAUCAGCAACACCUGCCGCGGUCGGUUCUGAGGAAGUCGGUGCUCGACUGCAGGCACUGCAUGCGGCCAUUGACGACCUGGCAGGCAAAUUGGGCCCCGAUCACGACAAAGUGACAGCCUUGCAUGCAGCGUUGGAUCAGCUUGUGCCCCCGUCACAGCAACCGAGCUCGGCCCCACCUUGAGAAAUGGCACGGACCUGCUAACUUUCUAAACUAUACCAGAGUUCUAUAAAUUCCUUUCUUUUUUUCUUCUUCAAAGUUAUAAUGUGCCACUUUUCAGAAAGCAGGACCUUAGACAAGCUUGCAUUUGAUGCACUCCUGUCAGAUGCUGCAUGCAUUGAUGCUUGAUCCCAAAGUCAUGUAGUUUUGUUAGAGCCGAUUCUUGUUAAAAGGUGUUUAGUUUUUUUUUGUGGAGUGGCUAUAAGACAAGCUGUUUGUGACGUGGCACUGCUGGCAGCACCACCGACUGCUGCUUUCAAAGGAACGACGUGUGACAGGGUAAACGAGUUUGGCUUUUUCCUUCUUUUCUUUUUUUGGCUUUGACUUGAGGAAAGAUCGUGUGCUAGUUCUUCUCGAGCAGUGCAAAGCGCAGAUGAAAAGAAACCUCUUGCAGAUUACUUGUCCUGUGGCUGCGAAAAAGUGGACCUGAUUACGUGUGACCUGAGUGACUCCUGCCAGAAAGUGAUGUGACUGAAGGAAAGAACUGGGAAAUUGCGAAUCUUUCUAGUAUUAGUCAAAAUGAGUGUUUGUGCACUGGGAAGAGCCAUUGUGCUUUGUGUAGUACAUGUAUUUAUGAAAUACAGAUGGUCAGCAUACGCUGUGUAUGUGACAGAUUUCUUAUAAAACUGCUGUACUGGUCAGCUCAAAUGUAACAUUAAAGACAUGAGUAAAUGUGC